CAGCCAGUAGCAGAAAGAGGCGUACACAGUUGACUUUUUUUGGAUUCAUAAUUGGUCGUCGGGUUUAUAGUAGUCGAGCAGUAGGUCCGAAACAUAACAUUGAUAAGUAAUUCUGUCAAAAUGAGCUCCGAGGUUUUCUCAUAUGAGAGUUUGGUUCAUGCUGUGUCAGGAGCCGUGGGAAGUGUGACUGCCAUGACAGUAUUCUUCCCCCUUGAUACUGCCAGACUCAGGCUUCAAGUGGAUGAGCAGAGGAAGGCAAAAUCAACUCCAGCCAUUCUAGCUGAAAUUGUCAAAGAGGAAGGACUAUUAGCUCCAUACAGAGGCUGGUUCCCUGUCAUCUGCAGCCUGUGCUGUUCCAACUUUGUCUACUUCUACUGCUUUCACAGCUUGAAAGCCAACUGGCUGAAGGGACAUAAGUCAGCACCGGCCACUGACUUAAUCAUAGGCAUUGCGGCAGGUGUCAUAAAUGUACUAGUUACGACUCCUUUGUGGGUGGUCAAUACCAGGCUGAAGCUUCAGGGCUCCAAGUUCCGCAAUGCAGACAUACACCCCACCGACUACUCUGGCAUUUUGGAUGCAUUUGCGCAGAUCAUUCGUGAUGAGGGUGUGGGAGCACUGUGGAACGGUACCUUCCCGUCCUUGCUGCUGGUCCUGAAUCCUGCCAUCCAGUUCAUGAUUUAUGAAGGCCUGAAGAGGCAGCUAAGGAGAGGAGUUCCCAGAGAGCUUUCAUCUCCGGAGGUCUUCAUGAUCGGUGCAGUUGCCAAAGCUGUCGCCACCACCAUCACAUACCCGCUGCAGACCAUACAGUCCAUUCUUAGGUUUGGUCAGUUCAGAGACUCAACAGAAAGGUCAAAACUGCUGUCCAGUCUGAGGACAAUCAAGUGUCUGCUGGUCAAUAGAAUGAGGAAGUAUGGUUUGUUGGGUCUGUUUAAAGGCCUGGAGGCCAAGCUGCUGCAGACAGUGCUGACUGCUGCCCUCAUGUUCCUUCUCUAUGAGAAGAUUGCCAGCAGCACCUUCAGAGUCAUGGGACUGACCAACAACCACUACAAGAAACGCUAGCUAGCAAGAUAUUUCACAACCAUGGACACUUGACUACAUCAAAGCACUUCCUGCUUUGUUUCUUUGUUUUUUUGUUUUUCUCUUUACUUUAUGUUGUGUUUGUUAUAGUUCGUAUUCAUUGUGUUCUUUUAUGCUUAUGGUCGGACCCCAGGAAGAAUAGCUUCAACAAGGCUGCAGCUAAUGGGGAUCCUACUAAAACUAAACUAAACUUCCUGGAAACCACUUUCACAAAACUGUAAAUAUUUAAUGGUGACCUCAUCCUGCGAAAAACAUCAACUAAUAAAACACCUCUGUCUGUAACUGAUAAAUCCCAUUGGUUAAUAGUUUAGAAUGAGCCCACUUAUAUCUUGAUCCAACAUCUUGUUUUAACAAGAACAAGACAAGACAAACAAGAAACAAUCAAGAAAUCUCUGUUUGUACAUCCCUCUGAUACUUGUAAGCUUUUGAUCAGAUAAAAAGUUGCUUGAAAGAGAUUCACCAUGUAUAGAAGACUUAUAACCAUUCAAAAAGGAAUCCAUUGCACCAUUGGAAUAAAGCCUUGUAAUCACAAAUUGCCAUAUAACAGGAACAACUAGUUAUGUUGCUGUCUGACAUUUUAACCAUGCUUUGUUCUUUAUUAUUAUUUUAUUUCUAAGUGACAUCUAGAUCCAAACAAAGACUUUUCUCAGCCAGUGGGGCAUGUUAAAGUACAGUUGUAUACUGCUUUAAAGAGCUAAACACAGACAAAUACAAAUGUGGGAAUCUGUCUGGAGGUGAGUUUGGGCCAAUGGCAAGCAGAACUCUUAAACCAUAAUAUCUUUGUCAAAGGAAACCGUAAAAGAGUAAGGAUUUAAGUUGGUAAGCCUCAAGUUUCGUGCGUCCCACUGGCAGUGCUGUACAUCACACAGUGUUCAUUAAAGGAGUAAAACAUACUCAAGUUACUUUUCAUGGCAAUCUGCCAAUCAGGUUAAGGGCAGCACACCUCUGAGUUUCUGUUCCAAUGAAAUGAAAUAUGUAGAUAUUCUCUGUUACAUAUAAAUGAACUCAUCACCUGGUUUCAAAUCAAGGCAGCAUAGUAUAAAAUGUUUAUACCAUUUCACACUGGCAUAUAUGCAUCCUGACUGGUUUAUUGUCCAACUUGGAAAUUUGAUGUGUAAAACUGAAACUUAUUUCGAGAAAAAAAAUCAGAAUUUCUGAGAUUAAUUUGACAUUAAAAAAAUGAG
This is a messenger RNA of Scomber scombrus (Atlantic mackerel), 2261 nucleotides long. It is a transcript of the gene slc25a17, whose product is annotated as solute carrier family 25 member 17. Gene Ontology annotation, molecular function: ATP transmembrane transporter activity; FMN transmembrane transporter activity; FAD transmembrane transporter activity. Bases 121 to 1059 code for a protein of 312 amino acids. The record is from RefSeq and is a predicted model, not a curated record. Gene Ontology annotation, biological process: transmembrane transport. Lineage: Eukaryota; Metazoa; Chordata; Actinopteri; Scombriformes; Scombridae. The transcript is spliced from 9 exons. Gene Ontology annotation, cellular component: peroxisomal membrane.